UAGCUCUGUAAAAUAUACUCUGAGUUUCUAUAUCUUACCUCUUUUCCAUUGCCAGAGCUGAUACUACUCUCGAAACCAAUCAAUCAUUUUUCAGCCAUUUUUUUUAACAUCUUCUGCAGCUUAACAAUUCAAGAGCCAUUUCAUUUCAUAGAAUUUGGAUUGUUAUUGUUUUUGAUUGGUGUCUUUGUACCUGAAACAACAAAACUUGAUAUCCCUUUUGGAGAUUUUGUCAAAUUCUCUUGGUUUGAGGCAGAAGAGCAGAAGGAAAGAGGAAGACUACUUACACAUGAAUUUCUUGGUUGGUUUGGUAUUUGUUUACUUGUUUUCCUGUGGUUUUGUAGCCACCGGACGUGGAGGGAUUCUUAGUCUGAAGAAUCUGAAAGCAAAUGUCUCUCAUCUGGCUGGCAUAGAAUUGCCUGAUCAUUCAAGCUUCAAUGCCGUCUCGUCUUCAGCAAAUACUGGUUGCAACUUUGCAACAACAAAGAAAGCAACCAUGGAUGCAGUAGCCACAGAUAAGAAUUUCUACAAUGAAGAAGAAGAAGAAGAAGAAGAAGAAGAUGAUGAUGAUGAUGCAAGAAAUUUGGGAAAUCAGCAUAAACCCACUGUCAAACUUCAUCUGAAACGCAGAUCAGGAGGCAAAGAAGCCAAUGGAAAAGACUCAGUUCUGGAGUCAACGACAAGGGACUUGGUUAGAAUUCAGACUCUUCAUACAAGGAUUGUGGAGAAGAAGAAUCAAAACACCAUUUCUAGGCUGAAGAAAGUUGCUAGACAAUCACAAAAUCAUUAUAGGAGGUCUUUAAUAGCUCUGGCAGCUUCGCCGGAGCCUCAGAGUUCUCAACUUUCCGGCCAACUCAUGGCAACUCUUGCUUCAGGGGUGAGUCUUGGUUCAGGAGAAUAUUUCAUGGAUGUUUUUGUGGGUACACCUCCAAAGCAUUAUUCUUUGAUUCUUGAUACUGGAAGUGAUCUUAAUUGGAUUCAAUGUGUUCCAUGUUAUGACUGUUUUGAGCAAAAUGGACCCUUUUAUGAUCCUAAGGAUUCUAGUACUUUCAGAAAUAUAAGCUGCCAUGAUCCUAGAUGUCACCUGGUUUCAUCUCCUGAUCCUCCACAACCUUGCAAGUCCGAGAAUCAAACAUGUCCUUAUUUCUAUUGGUAUGGAGACAGCUCGAAUACAACGGGGGAUUUUGCGCUAGAAACCUUCACAGUUAAUCUCACAAAUCCUUCAGGAAAGUCAGAAUUCAAAACUGUUGAAAAUGUGAUGUUUGGCUGUGGUCAUUGGAACAGAGGACUAUUUCAUGGUGCUGCUGGAUUAUUAGGCCUUGGGAGAGGGCCUCUUUCUUUUUCCUCCCAACUUCAAUCAUUAUAUGGCCAUUCCUUUUCAUAUUGCCUUGUGGAUAGAAACAGCAAUGCUAGUGUUAGCAGCAAGCUGAUUUUCGGCGAAGAUAAAGAUCUCUUGAGCCAUCCUGGAUUGAACUUCACCACAUUGGUUUCUGCUGGCAAAGAAAAUAAUCCAGUUGAUACAUUUUAUUACGUUCAAAUCAAGUCGCUUUUGGUGGGGGGUGAGGUUCUGAAUAUACCGGAAGGAACCUGGAAUUUAAGCCCAGAAGGUGCUGGUGGAACAAUCAUUGAUUCUGGUACAACACUCAGCUAUUUUGCUGAUCCAGCUUACAAGAUUAUAAAGGAAGCAUUCAUGAAGAAGGUGAAAAACUACCCAAUUGUUGAAGAUUUUCCAAUAUUGUUUCCUUGCUACAAUAUCUCAGGGGUGGAGAAGCUAGAGCUGCCAUCAUUUGGGAUCAUAUUUGGUGAUGGUGCAGUUUGGAAUUUCCCACAGGAGAACUAUUUUAUCAAGCUUGAACCAGAGGAAGUUGUUUGUUUGGCGAUACUGGGGACUCCAACCUCGGCUCUUUCAAUUCUUGGAAACUAUCAACAACAAAAUUUUCAUAUCUUGUAUGAUACAAGACAGUCAAGGCUGGGAUAUGCACCAACAAAGUGCUCAGAAGUGUAAAACUCUUUGUAUCAGAAUUUUUGGUGGGAGGUGGUAAACUGUAAACACAUUGGAUAUAGAUGGAUUUUUUUUUUUAAUGAUCUUUUUGGUUUUUUGCUUCCUUUCAAAAGGUAUUAAACACAUGUAACUAGCCAUUGGUAAUUAACCAUUGAAUUGCUA
This is a messenger RNA of Coffea eugenioides, 2161 nucleotides long. RefSeq names its product aspartyl protease family protein 2-like. The transcript has a single exon. NCBI's taxonomy places the organism in Eukaryota, Viridiplantae, Streptophyta, Magnoliopsida, Gentianales, Rubiaceae. Gene Ontology annotation, molecular function: aspartic-type endopeptidase activity. The record is from RefSeq and is a predicted model, not a curated record. The coding region runs from base 287 to 2002 and encodes 571 amino acids. Gene Ontology annotation, biological process: proteolysis.